This is a messenger RNA of Hyla sarda, 9856 nucleotides long. It is a transcript of the gene KMT2B, whose product is annotated as lysine methyltransferase 2B. Gene Ontology annotation, cellular component: nucleus; histone methyltransferase complex. The coding region runs from base 373 to 9144 and encodes 2923 amino acids. Gene Ontology annotation, molecular function: DNA binding; zinc ion binding; protein binding. The record is from RefSeq and is a predicted model, not a curated record. NCBI's taxonomy places the organism in Eukaryota, Metazoa, Chordata, Amphibia, Anura, Hylidae. The transcript has 37 exons. Gene Ontology annotation, biological process: positive regulation of DNA-templated transcription.
GAUCGUCCAUUUCUCUGGAGAUGUACUGGGGAGCCCCGGUUUUUUGUCCGCAUUACGUCGCUUAUCGGUGCCGAAGAUUACUAUAUGGCCCGUCACCGGGGAAUCUAGAGCGAACACCGGCGCCUUUCUCCACAGAAACGAGGCUGUUCGAUGAUGACUACAUUUCCCGCCUCCCCCCGCGCUCCCUCAGACCCGUACGAAGGGACGUCGCGCGCGGUGCCUAUCGGGAGCUGUAGUCCUCCGUGCCGCUGAGCGCCGCUCUUCUCCUUCCGUCAGGACUACAUGUCCCAGGGUUCCCCCAGCUCAGAGGCGGUAGAGUCUUUGGCGCCGGCGCGCUGCGCUGUAUUAUUGUAGUUCCCAGAGCGGAUUAAGAUGGCGGCUGCGGCCUCGGCUGGUCCCGGAGCCUCGGGCUCGGUUCGGGGCCGCUUUCCGGGCCGGCCGUGGGUGGGGAGGAGCGGGAACCGAGCCGACAGGAUACGGGUGUCAUUCCAGAGCUGCGGGCGAGCGCCGGAGAUCACAGACCCGGUACAGCGCCGGAUACUGGAGCUUCACCUCAACAUGGAGCGGAUGGCGAAGGCCUGCGGCCGGGAGAAUGACAGCGCCGAGGAGGAGUUUCUGGGCUUCAGCGACGAGCGGACUGUGCAGCGUCCCAUGCGCCGCGCCUUGAGAUCCAGUAAAGAUUGUAAAUCGGCAUCCUCAUCUCCAUCUGUGGUGUCCUUCUCUAUGCCAGUGAGUCCCGCCGCUUCCAGCACGAAGCCAGUGAUUUCUACCACUCCCACCUUUACACCAGCGAGUCCUGCCGCUUCCAGCACGAAGCCAGUGAUUUCUACCGCUGCCACCCCUACACCAGCGAGUCCUGCCGCUUCCAGCACGAAGCCAGCGAUUUCUGCUGCUCCCACCUCUAUGCCAGCGAGUUCUGCAGCUCCCAGCACUAAGCUGGCGAGUCCUGCUGCACCGUCUGUGAAGUGCGAGUACCCCGCCACCCCUGUCAGGCAGCACACGGACAUUGUUCUAUCCAACAUAAAGCGGAGUUUCACCCCGGAGAAGAUUGUGCGGGUUCAUCUGACACAACUGGAUCCCUCUCUGUACAGUCUGAAUUCUUCUACGUUACUGUAUUCGUGUAAAGAAACACAGAAAUCAGCUCGAAGCUCUGAUUUAUCUCCCUGCCUGUCCCCUGAAAAAGCGCAAAGUUCCAAUGCCGCUCCCCCUGCACCGUCAGCUAGCCCUCCCCAUCCUUCUGUCCGCAGCAGGCGUCAAAAGAGGAAUGGAAGACAGGUUACUCCUAGACACUUCCCUCAGACUUCAUCUGCUCAGGUCGAAGCGAACUCUGUGGAUGAACCUAAUGAAGGGGGCACUAAUCUGGAUUGCUCUGCUUUGGAGAGUAGUAGUCAGGACCCUCUGCUGGAACUCUCUUCAGACCCACUGACCACCAGUGAAGAUACAAGGAAGACUGCAUCCCCCACAGAUGAUUCUAUGGACACAACUACUGACAUGAAUCUUGAUAAGACUCCAAAAACUGAGAAAACUUGCAAAUCCCCUAAAGUAGAGACUGGGAAGCAAAGCUCUGGGGGAGGUAAAGGGAGGACGAAACGGAGGGGACUGAGGGGCCGACUUGUUCCCAAAGUAAAAUGGAAACUGCGAGGGGGUUGUAGGAGAGAGAGCGAACCAGAAGGAGCUGUGGAAAUGGUAACACUUGAAGACAAGACCAAGGAGGAAGAACAAGAUGAGAAACUACUGAGUGAGCCUGAUCCUCCGGUUAUAGACAGUGAACCGCCAUCUGCAUCAACCACAGAAGCUGUAGUGCCCAUAAAGGAAGAAACCACUGAUCAAAGCACGAAUGAAGGCCAAGAGGACACUGAAACACAAGUGCUGGAAGACAACAUAGGAGCAACCAAUGAGGAGAAAGACGAAGAGAACAAUGUAGAGGAGAAAGACGAAGAGAACAAUGUAGAGGAGACUCCUUGUGACAAGAGUCCGGAGCCAGAGUACAGAGUGGAGGGUGUGGAGUCUUCUCCAGAACCGUCAGAGAUGGAGGGUACGCCUGGGAAUGACACAAGUGGUUUAGGAGGGGAGUCUCCUGCCUUGUCCGAGCUGCCGCUCCCACACAUAAAGAUAAAGAUUGUAAGAACAGGGCAGAAAGCGAAGCCUAGCCGCUCAGAGAAGGCCAAACGCAUGGCUGCUCGGAGACUGAUGGCCAAAAUGAUGGAAGCUAAGGCCCAGCCCAAACCGCAAUCUCCUAAAGCCGAGACUGCCAGCAGUGAUGGAGGCUUCCUGAAACCUGCAGUCAGCGCCCGCCCAUCCCGGGUCAUCAAGAUGCCACGUAGAUUCAUGGACGACUCGGACACACCAGCCUCCGAAAACCAGACCAAGAAGGUUCCUGCUAAGCCAGUUCUGACUAUGGCGGUGCUGGAGAAGCAGGUGUUGUCCGAUACGCUCAUCCCACCCUCUGACCCUAGAUUUUGUCUUUUCAGUGAAGAUGACCCCCUCAACGUGCUACCUCCAAUAUCUCCGCACACAGACUCCACCCAAAUGUCUCCUCCCUCUGCUGCUUCUUCUCCCGCUCUUCAGUCUUCAUCAGCUCCUUCUGAGAGCGUUCGCAAAAACAUCCUCCGGGCACCAACGUUUUGUUGGAGGUCAUCGAACGUUUUGGAGGUUCAGGAGGCACCAAGUACCAGCCCACCUUUUUUUCGUCUGCAGCCUCCGACUUCUCCAGAGGACCCCUUAAAAAAAAGCCCUCCCACCUCUACCCCCUCUUCCCCUCCCCCAUCCAGCAUUUCUCCCAAACCAGAGUCUGCCAAACGAUCUCCGCUCCUACGUGCUCCGCAGUUCACGCCCAGUGAGGCGCACUUGAAAAUUUACCAGUCUGUGUCCCUUCAUGACAAUGAGGUCAAGACUUCUCCUUUGGCCACCACCAGCCGCCUGACUGACCACGGGUCCUCCGUAGCCCCUGCCUCUUCUCCAGAAAUCCUUCUGUCUCCUGCCAAAUUAGGUGACCAGCAGCUUGUGGGGAGGCGGGCGAACCACUUGGCUUUACCUCUCUUCGUGGACUCCCUCUCUGGUAAUAUGGAGGUUCCUUGCAACUCAUCAGACGCAACGGUGUCCAACCUCAAGAUGACAGAAGGGCGUUCUGAGUCUGUAGACACUUCAAACUUGAAAUACCAGAAGUCAGGUGGUAGUGUGCAGCAGAAUGACGUUCUGGACACCUCCAAUAAGACCUUAGAGAUCGGAGCCAUGACUCUGUGCACUGAAAACGGCACCGUGUGCAAAAUGGCUGUGAAAUCCCAUUCUUCCACCCACAUGGGGCCCCAGGAUGAGGGCUCUACUUUCCCACCCAGCGAAAUCACACUCUCUGGUACCGACAAGAAGGUGAUCAGCCUGCUGGAAAAGGCCAAGAUACAGCUCUUCAAGAUAGACAAGCAGAAGACUGCCGACCUGGUCGCGGCUGCAGAUUCCUCUCAGGGUGAGAGUGGUCCCAAAUCUCCAGCAGCUCAGGGCCAGGAUUCACCUCUACAAGGUCCGCGCAUCAAGCAUGUGUGCCGCCACCCUGCUGUGGCCCUGGGAAAGCCCCGUGCCAUGAUCCCCGAGGACAUCCCGCGGCUCAGCGCCCUGCCACUGUGUGAGAGGGAGCCCGCCCAGCCCCUGGCUGCCCCUGAAGAAGAUUCCUCAGCCUCCGAACCUGAGACCACCAUCAUCGUAAAGCAAAGACCGGUGAGGCAGCCGCCACCUCCCCCUCCGAGGAGACCGAGGCCCAUGUCCAGGGCCAAGCUGCGCAUGACCAGAUGUGGCGAAUGUAAGGGCUGCGCGGUGGUGGACGACUGUGGCACCUGCAUCAACUGCCUGGACAAAACAAAGUUUGGUGGCCCCAACACCAAGAAGCAAUGCUGUGUGUACAAGAGAUGCGACGUGAUUGAAGCGCGCCGGCUGCAGAGACUGUCUCACAAAGGCCGUAAAGUGAUCAGACACCUCCCAUCCACACGUGACAGUGCCUCCGAAUCAGACGAAUCCUUCACCGACACUAUUCGUAAUGACGAUACAGAAGCCUCCGACCGACUGGAAAGCGGACAAACGACCCAGCGUAAAUCCGCCCGCCGCUGUGUACGGCAGCGCCCCUGCUACGACCUCUUCCCCGAGUCCGAAGAUUCAGACUAUGAUCCGAGCCCCAGCGUCCCCCGCCGCAAACAGAGACGGGAGUCUGACAUUAACAACGUGAUUUCUAGGGGAAAAAAAUCUGUUUCUUCUCAUGUCACAGAUUUGCUUCCCCAGGACUCGGAGGAGCAGAGUAAACCCCGCAGAACCCCGCAGCAGCCCCUGAUCCUCCGAGCCAGGUCUGGGCCGGAGCCGGACUCUGUGAUGAAUGGUUCAUCUACGAAGAUCAAAUCUUCUGAUGGAACGCAUCGCCUACGCGUGGACUUUAAGGAGGACUGUGACUUGCAGAACGUGUGGCUGAUGGGGGGACUCAGCAUCCUGACCUCUGUACCUGUAACGCCAACACACGUGUGCCUGCUGUGCGCCAGCCGCGGGCAUCACCAGUUCUUGUACUGUCAGGUUUGCUGUGAACCUUUCCACACAUUCUGCCUGGAGGAGUCCGAGCGGCCUCUACCUGAGCAGGAGGACGGCUGGUGCUGCCAACGCUGCAAGUUCUGCAAUGUGUGCGGACGGAAGGGGAAGGCCAAAAAGCCUUUAUUGGAAUGUGAACUAUGUCAGACAAACUACCACGUUAACUGUCUGGGUCCCAACUAUCCCGUCAGACCCCCCCGCAGCAGGAAAGGCUGGCUUUGCUCAUCCUGCGUUCGCUGUAAGAGCUGCGGAGCUUCUCCUGCUGUGGACACUGACCUGGAAUUCAGUGAGGGCGGUAACCUGUGUACGGAAUGUUCCAACCUGUACCAUAAAGGAAACUUCUGCCCAAUCUGCAAUCGCUGCUAUGAGGAAAACGACUAUGAGAGCAAAAUGAUUCAGUGUGUGAAAUGUGUGAAGUGGGUGCACUCCAGGUGUGAGGGGCUCUCCGAUGAGGGAUAUGAGAUCCUGUCCAACCUGCCUGACAGCGUGGUGUACACCUGCCCCCCGUGUCUGGGGGACAGUGGGGCAUUAUGGCGGGAGGCCAUGCUCUCAGAGCUGACCGCCGGUCUCCACGAGGUCCUGCAGGGACUACUGACCUCCGAUAUUACCGCCCCUCUCACACAGUGUGUACAGUGUAAAAGUGGAGACACCCAGGUGAAGUGUCACCAUACACCCUGCGACCUGGAGUCCCUGGGCCACUUGCUGGUGGAAGGAUACUACAACUCAGUCACGACUUUCAAUGAUGACUUGGUGUGGAUCAUCCAGCAAACCAUGAAGAGCAGAAAACUGGAUCAAGAUGGAGAAGCUGUAAAAGCCCUGUACAUCAAGUUGAUGGAGAAAUCUUUUAAUUGGUUUAAUGUCGAAGAUUCCAAAUUCUGGGAGAAGAACCACAAGCCUGUGACCAACGGGCUCCUUCCUCACGCCGUGCUGCCGCCAUAUCCGGAUCAUACUUAUGCCCAUUGGCGGGAGCGAGAGGACGACUCCAAACAGAGUAACGGAAUCAAACUGCUCCCUGUGUCCCCCACAAAAGUGAAGGAAGAAGCCGAGCCUGAGACAGAGAUGGAGAAAGACUCCCGCCAGUGCGCCUUGUGCCUGAAGUACGGAGACGACACCCCGAAGGAUGCCGGAAGACUACUUUAUAUCGGGCAGAAUGAGUGGACGCACAUCAACUGUGCUAUCUGGUCGGCUGAGGUGUUUGAGGAGGACGAUGGCUCCCUGAAGUACGUACACGCCGCUGUGGCCCGCGGACGACAGCUGCGUUGCGAACACUGCAUGAAGAUUGGCGCCACGGUUGGCUGCUGCCUGUCCACCUGCCAAAGUAAUUUCCACUUCAUGUGCGCUCGAGCCACCCGCUGCAGCUUCCAAGAUGACAAAAAGAUGUUCUGCCAGAAACACAAGAAUAUGCUGGACGGAACGACAGUGGACGCUGAUAGCUUUGACGUGCUGCGCAGAGUCUACGUGGACUUCGAUGGAAUCAACUUUAGGAGGAAAUUUCUUCAGGGUUUAGAACCGGAGAAUAUUCACAUGAUGAUCGGUUCUAUGAGGAUUGACUCUCUGGGCAUGCUGUCCGAUCUGUCGGUGGCUGAAGGGAAGAUUUACCCCGUGGGUUAUCAGUGUUCUCGCUUAUACUGGAGCACGCUGGACGCCAGGCGGCGCUGCUGGUACAAGUGCAGGGUGGUGGAACAUCGUCCGAAAGAGGGCGACCUCCCCCCAGAAGGUCUGGAUGGUCUGGGAGAAAACAAGACGAUCAUUCACAGUCCCGGACCCAUCCCAGGUGGUAAAGUUGCAGCCUGUCCUCCGCCCCCCGAGAAGAUCCCAGCCGCGUGUCCGCCCCCUUCAGAGCCCAUCACCACAGCAGCUGCCCCCCGAUCCUUCAGCGGUGCACGAAUGAAAACUCCAAACUACUCCCCAUCCCGGCGGCCGCUCGGAGGCUUCUCCCGACCGCUGCCCUCCCCAGGGAGUCAGUCAUCUUCCCCAUUGUCCCACCACAUCCCAACAGUGAGCGAUCCUGCGGUGACGCCUCUUCGUAGGACCCGACGACCCCCGGUUCCCUCAUCCAGAGCCCCUUGUCAGUUUUCUGCUCGGCUCUCCAGCCCACCUUCACCCAUCUUAUCUCUUCCUGUCACCCGCCAGUCGUCAGCGGAGAGUGAGACCCCGAUGCAGCUGCUGUGCGGCCUGGGAGAUAUGGUGUCCUCCUUAGAUGCCAGGUUGGUUGCAGGUCCCCUGCAGUGUGGGGCUCAGCUCAUUGUGGGCACUGAGGCUCCAGCGGAUGAAUCUGAGGGUGCGAGCAGCUCGGAGGAUGAAAUGGACGACCAGUAUUACGGGCUGACUCGGACGGUUGUCUCCCAAGAACCUUUGAGUCCGCUGCUUUCUACAAUGUCUGAUCACAUUGAUCAGCUGGAUGGCAUCCAUGACAGUACGGAUAGUGAGGAGACAUCACAGGGCCACAGUGGUCCCAUGGGUAGUGGUAAGACCCCCUCCCACCUGCCAUCAGAAAUAGUGGAGUUUGUGCUGAAGGCAGUUGGGGAUGCUGAGAGUCGGGAACAGCAGGGGGCGCCAGCCGCCAGCAGCUCGUCAGUCAUCUUGAAUGGGAUUACUGCCCCCUCAUUCUUUAAUGGCACAGAGGGUGCACCUCAAGGACCACCACCACUCAGGGACCCACCACAGGUACAGCGGGUGUGUCGUCCACUUAUGGCCAUGCCCUCUAAUGGGCCCUUGUGCCGCUCUGAGCCCUCCUCAGUUGCCCUCGGCGGUUCAGGGUCUAAUUUUAUAUUAGUUAAUAAACCAACAGGCCCGGUGCUUAUAAAUGUGGUGGGCAGCGGAGUGGACAUGGCAGGAAAUCCUGCGCUACUGCAAGACUCUUCAAAAAUGGAUGCUCUUCCAAUGGUCACCCCUGCAAGGCACAAUAAAGUUGCCGCUAAUGUUACUAACAAAAUCCCCAUCCCUUGUCUUCCUCAGACUACUGCAGCUAAGCUUCCUCCCCCAGCGCAGUCCACAAACCCAAACCUUGGGACGGUUUUAAUACAGACUGCCCCCGCGGCCUCCCCGGCAUGGACGUUACGUGUCUUUCCUAUGCUAAAUGUGGUGCAAGGUACCGGACAAAUUACUCUGGGGCCUCAGAUGAUGGCCCCGACGAUCGCUGGUAUCCCUCAGACGUGUCUUCUACAGGGUCUCUCUGGACUACUCAGUGUCGCCCCCACCCCUUCACACACUCAGGCGCAAGUACAACUGCCUCUCAUACAGCCGGCCCCCCCAAAGCCUGUCCAGGUACAAACAAUUGGCGACAAGAGACCCUGCAGCGACAAGAGACCCUGCAACAACAAGAAACUCAAGCUGGACUCAUCUGCUAAACUGGAAACGCAGAACGUAACACAGUCAGUGAUGGUGAACGCCAACUGCACGGCACAGAAGACGGUGAACAGCAGACAGAAGCGUAAGCUCCGGGGUCCGGUGCAGGAGAUCGUGGACCUGGUGGAUGAUGAGGAUCCUUGUCUGAACAUGAACGGUCUUCAUUUAGAUCUGACGGUUGAUGUGAAAACUGAAUAUCCUGCAGCAGAGUCGCCCAGAGAGUCCCCCGGCUCCGAGCACCCUCCAGAUUUCUCUCCUAAAUUUGACGACUUUGAGGACCGUUUUCUGGAGGAGAAGGAGAAUGUGUUACCGAGGCGCGGUGGCCCCCAUCUGCGCUUUGAAAUCAUCAGUGAGGAUGGAUUCUACACCCAGUCCGACAGUGCGGAAGGUGCCUGGAGAACUGUGGUUGAGAAGGUGCAGGAGGCACGAAGUGUGGGGCGGCUGCGACAGCUGUCCUUCUCAGGCCUGAGUGGAUUGCGGAUGUUGGGCGUGCAGCAUGACGCCGUCCUCUUCCUCCUGGAGCAGCUGACCGGAGCCGAGCGUUGCCGUGGAUACAAGUUUCUGUUCCACCCGCAGGAGGUGGAGGAGGAGGAGCCGCUCAUUAACCCCUCUGGUUGUGCCCGCAGCGAGGUCUAUGUCAGGAAAUGCACCUUCGAUAUGUUUAAUUUCCUGGCAUCUCAGCACCGCACCCUCCCCGAGCUGUGCACGUACGAGGAGGAGGAAGAGGAGGUGCAGCUGAAGUCCACCAGGAGAGCGACGAGCCUUGAUCUCCCCAUGGCCAUGAGGUUCCGGCACCUGAAGAAAACGUCCAAGGAGGCAGUCGGGGUCUACAGGUCGGCCAUUCAUGGCCGGGGGCUCUUCUGCAAGAGAAACAUUGAUGCUGGGGAAAUGGUCAUCGAGUAUUCGGGUAUCGUGAUCCGAGCGGUGCUGACCGACAAGAGGGAGAAAUAUUACGACAGCAAGGGCAUUGGAUGUUACAUGUUCCGAAUCGACGACUUUGACGUGGUGGACGCUACGAUGCACGGUAGUGCUGCGCGCUUCAUCAACCACUCAUGUGAGCCCAACUGCUACUCGCGGGUGAUCCACGUGGAAGGCCAGAAACACAUCGUCAUCUUCGCCCUCCGCACCAUCUACCGCGGGGAGGAACUCACCUACGACUACAAGUUCCCCAUCGAGGACGCCAACAACAAGCUGCCCUGUAACUGUGGUGCCAAGAAGUGUCGCCGCUUCCUGAACUGAGCAGAGCCGGCUCCGCGGAGGUGCUGGCACUUCCCAUGGCGGACGCACCGAGCCUCCCUGAUCAAACGCUUUGUCCUCUGAGCAGCCGGACAUGAAACAUGGAGGAGAGCGUCACCGGAAACCGCACUUUACCCUCUGUCCUGAGCGCUGACUCCAGGGCAGCUCCUUCCUCUCAGGGUCUUCUCUUUCCCGAUUUCUCCCUCGCUGCUACGUCUGGUUCGUCCCUCCCCCACCUUGUGCAUUUUCGGGGGGGGCUCAUGGCGGUGCUGGGAGGAUAGGGGGUGCUCUACUGAGGCUACUAACACAGCAAGAAUGGCGCAGUCUCCCUCUUCUCUUUUAGCCGAUGCUUUUUCCCAUCACUCCCGUAGGAAAGCUGAUCCAAAUGUUGGGGAGCGGAGAAGCGACAACCUGGGGGUGACAAUCAUUUUAGAUCCUUUUUGCUGCUACCGACCUUCCCAGACCUGCGAUGGUUAACCCCUUCCAUCUCCUCCGCUUUGUCUUGUGGAGCGUUUCUCGGAUGGACUCCAUCUUUUUUUCUAUCUUGGGGAGCAUUGAUGAAUUGCGCAGUCGCCGCGGUGGAUGCGCUGUACAUAAUGUAUAAAGAUUUGUAAGGACCGUGGUUUUUUCUAUGCACUUUUUUUUAUUUAAGGACUUGCUGGAGAAUAAGGAUUCAUUGUUCACCUGUUUAGCGUUUUAAAAUAAAAGGAACUUU